Molecule: messenger RNA, 4799 nt
Organism: Amoebophrya sp. A120
Lineage: Eukaryota; Dinophyceae; Syndiniales; Amoebophryaceae
Source: the annotation of a GenBank genome assembly
AGCGACAGCAGCGACAACUAUUCUUGAUCUUGUAUUUGUAUCAAGAAUAAAGAACUUUUUUAUUCAUUUCAUUUUGGUUUUGUACAUGGAUGAGUAGGACCGCUACGCCCCGUAAUUAUGAAUAAUUGAGCAUAGUCUUGUCCUACGUCUCAAAAUAGCACCUUUCAACGAUAUUACUAUGGCUGUUGCCCUUGUUCUGGCGACAAAAUGAAGGGCCAAGGAAAGUGGAGCGAUGGAGCGAACGGCUGGGGCAACAGCAGCUAUAGCUCCGACUACAAUUACGAUUAUGGGUCCAGUGGUUGGUAUGGGUCCAGCGACGACUACAGCUAUCAUGGCGACAACUCGUGGCACCACGACGACGCAUCCUCAGCGACGUCCUGGUACACGGGAUCGGGCGCUACCGCGUCGUCCAGCAGCGCGUCGUAUCAAGGUAGGACUCCAGCAGCACAGCCCGCAAAGCAGCGCAAACCGCGCAUUGAGUAUCCCUCGACCGCCUUUAUGCAAUACCCGUCCACGAGGCAAGCCUUUUUUGACACCUUGGCUUCAGCGCUCCAGAACAUGGGAGCAGGACCGGCUUCCGGAAGUAGGCUGGGAAUAGGGCCUGGGCAAGCCGGCGGUACCGCGGCAGCCACGAAAGACGACGAUUUGCUCGGCGGACCACCCGGCGGAGAUGGCGUAGACGCCGGAACUGCUGCUGCGAUGGGCGAAACGAAAGACGUCCGCGUCUUGUCGGAGAAAGGUACAGCAGUUGCUUUGCUGUUCUGGUGAAUUUGGUCCUCUACUUCACCUUGCGGUUUUUUCUGCUCUUUUUGUGUUUCUUUGCAUAAAUGGUACGUUUAUGUCGACGGGAUGAUGAUGAAGCUUCGUGAUGUUCAUGCUUGCGGCUUGCUUUUACUAUAUAGUAACUAUAUAUAUUGCUGAUUCUGAUUUUGUAUGUUCGACUCGAAACUUGAUCCCGACUUCCUACCCCGCAUUGCUCGAUCUCAUCAGGCAAGGAGAAGAUGCGGCAGGCGAUCUCGUCUGCAACGAGCAUUGACGAACUCAGCGAACUCGACGACGCCCUGAACACCGGCGACAUUGACCAGGUGCUGAUUGACCGUUUAGGAUUGACUGCGAGCGACUUUGAAGACGACGAGAGUGGUACCGAGGAGGAGGACGACGAGCAGGACGAGGAACAAACCGCGGCUGGUGGCAAUGCGACGAAGAGAAAAGCCGACGGAUCAUCUCCGAUCGCCGCUGGUGCCAUCGACCAGGACCCGGAAGUUGCGCUUUCCGCGGUCGCAAUGGCGAAAGUCAAGAAGGCGAUCGACACAGUGGAAACCCUCGAAGACCUCGACGCUCUGGAACAGGCUCUGAACACCGGAAAGAUCGACCGGCUGAUCGCUGAGAGACUGCGCAUCGUCGUUUCCGAGAAGGAUGUACCGAAGAAAGCAGACACUGUUCCUGCACCUGCUAAGAGUAAAAAUUCCAAGGACAAUAAACGGCAAGAAGCCGAAAAUGUUAGCCCAACCGCGGCCCUCGCGGGCGCCGCGGCAGACGAAAUCCUGCGCAACAGCAACAUAAAAGGAACAGCAGCUGCUCCUGCAGGUAGCUCCUCGCCGAAAGACAAAGGAGCAGAGGCCGCAGAGUUUGUGCCGCCGCAGAACGACAACAAUGCGCUCCCCGCCGUAGACAAUAUCAUGAACUUGUUUCACCGGAAGAAAAACAACUCCGGAGACGGCGAUGAAGAACUUUUGGAGGAUGCGGAGGACGAAUGGGUGCCUGAAACCGGAGCGAGCCGUGGCGACCAGCACGAUGAUCCGGAUGAGUACGACCCGUUUCAGGAAGAGGAUCCUUAUGAGGAUGAAUUCGAGGACGUCGAUGAGUACGACGUCAGUCCCAAGACGCUGGAGCAGCGCGCACUAGCCGGGCUGCUGAAGAACGUCGGAACUGCUGGCGGUAGCAAAAAGGACGCGAGAAUAAACGAUGCCAAAUCUUCUGUUUCACCGACGAACAGGACAGGUACUGUGGGGGAAACAAUGGCGCGAGCGGCUGCAGGCACAGGAGCAGAACAACAGGUGCUCCCUAGUACUGUAAAGCGCGGCAACUCCGCACCAAAGAAGACGUCAACGUCUGGAGGAGAUAUCGCACCGGCAAAAGAGCUAGGAAACAUACCAGCGAGGGGCGAAAGCCUCGAGCUUGCCGAUCUCGAAGAGGACGUGGCGUCAACCAAGUUGCCGCCGCCGCCGCGACCCGCAAAAAUAAAAGUCGAAACCAUUACAAUUCCGUCUGGAGAGAACACUGCCGAUCUCGCACAGAACGCCGUUCCUGAUUUAGGGCUCGGUCUCCGGGAUCUGGGCACAGGUACGACGUCCUCUUUAAAGCGCACCGGCCAGCGAGAUUUAGAUCUUCGCGGCGCUGAGAGCAGCAUUGCAAGUGGAUCCGCUUCGGGUGUGGUCGAGCCGCGCGAGCAAUCUGAUGCGAAACGACAAAAAACAGACACAGCGACGUCUUUAUCGCCUCCUCCUGCUGCACCAGCGGCCCGAAAAAAACCCAUGCGCGACAACGCCUUUUGGCGCAGCUGGACGAGCCUGAUGCGACGGACACGCAAACACGCGAACUUCCAAAAGUUUGUGUCGCCACCGUGGCGUUACCCGCUUCCGCGCGGCUGGAAGCGCGCGGAGGAGCCCAUCAUUCUGCAGGGGGGAGGUCUGGAGCGGUGUCGCAUACUCGCCAUCCAGACGACCACGAUUUACGUCGGCGACCUGGAGGUCGGGUUCGACCCCCGUCAUCUCGCCCGCGUCACGCUCGUGGAAAUGGCCGACAGCAGCGGGGGCCGCAUAGAGGAGGGAGACCACGCCAGCAACGGCAAAGUCGUCCUGGACAUCCUGGUGAAACCAGAGCUGCCCGUUUUGGACCUGCGCACCCACGAGACGGGGCUGACCAAGGAAAAGCUGCAGGAGCACGGCGUGUCCUGGAAGCAGGCGAGGAAGCAGGUUUCGGAUGUACUCGCCGAGGAGCAAACCAUCCUUGUUGGGCACUGCCUGCACCACGCGUCCCUGGCCCUGCGCUUGUGCUUCAGCAUCUACCUCGUGGACACCGCGUUGCUGUUUGAAGUGUACGAGAAGAAGCACCAGUUUCACACCGUGCGCGCGCUCGCCGAGAUGAUGCUGGCGGAGAAGCCGGAUCCGGCCAGUUGGGAGGAAUUCCACAUCGAUCCCAUUGCCCGGUGCCGAUACAUGCUUUCUAUCGCGGGCAAGGAGGCCUUCCGGUUCCGUCGCACCUACGACCUCUUCGUCAGCGAGGCAGAAGAAAAAGUGGCGAGAAAGCUGAAGAAGCCGCCGCUGCCGCCAACCGUGGUUGCGGAGCAAGAUACCUUAAAUCAGACCACGUCGACAACGCAGAGCCCCAACAUGCCAGACCUUACGCCCCUCGCAUUUCCGAUGAAGACCUACCCCCUGCUGCUGAAAGUGCAGCACAUAUCGCGCGACUUUCGCCGGGGGAACACAAAGCGGAACGCCGCCACCCAGGCGGUCUUGAAGGCCUUCGCGCCGAAGGAGAUAGAAAUGGGACCGCUGGUCUGGAAGUUGAACGAGCAAGACCCGUCUGACUGGCGCGGCGAGUGCUUUGUCAAGUUUGAAACCAAAAAGGAUCGGGACGACGCGUAUUGAUGUGUUUAAGUUGUUCGAUAUGAAUCAUAUGGAUGUGUAUGAUCUGAUCUUGUAGCAGAAUAACUACGUUGACACUGAUCGCAUUUCAUUUGCACGAAGUUAAUAAAUUUCAUCAUCUGCAAAAUCAAUGCAAUUUUUGUGCCUCUUUCUACUCUUUACUGGUAGUGCCAUUUGGAUUUGGCUUGUCUCUACAAGAACAAGCUCAAAGAUAAACAAGGAAGACCAACAAGGCGAUUUUUUCUUGUUUCCUAGUACAAUCGUCCUCGUCCGUUUUUCUUUUGCGUCGAAUCGAAAACAUCAAAAAAAUCAGGUUUGACAUCCUGUCCGCGACGACCGACGUCUUUUUGGAUUGGAAGCAGCGCCGUGAUGACAAAGGGAAGGGCAAGAAGGCAGCCAAUAAUUCUCCGCUAGACAACAUACGGCUAUCGGAACUCCUGUCAGAGCGGGAAGUGAUCAAUAGCUUCUCUCUGUAUGGCGUGGUGAUCGGCGCGCGGCUACCCCGGCACAACUACACUAAUGAGGUGUUGGACUUCGGGUUCGUCUCCUUUCUCCACAAACAGCACGCCUUGAACGCCGUCGAAGAGGGGACAUGUCCACUGAAGAUUACGCAAAACUUCUCGGUGCCGUGCCGCGCGAAGAUGGCAAAAAACGCCGAGAACGACAAGCGAGUGCCCGUACCGCUCGACGUGCUUCACAAGGACGCGUUCGAUAACAAACUCGUUUUCGAAGGCCUUGUUGACUGGCUUCACGUGACGCGAAGGUGAGGAGGUGGUUGAAAGACUGUUCGUCAAACUGGCUCGCAGUGUCGCGGGCGGCAGCAGAAUGAGCCGCCGGCACGUGGUGCUGGUGCUGAUGGGAGUCUCCUUGUUGAAUAAAAGCGAUCGCAAGCACACGAUUGAUUUUCAUUUUCCUAACGACGCAUACUCCAAUAGCAAUAUCUGCCUUGAAUCGACGGCGCGAUCGACUUUGUAUAAAGAUUACAACCUCCAACAUGAAGAUAUAUAAUUCAUGGGGCACUGUAGUGCAAGUGCUGAGAUGGUACCCUUCGGCUUGUUCAUCUUUCGCUUUCCAGCGGACGAAUACGAUCACAACGACAUCACGACGAAACGGAAGAUGACAAAAGGUAGAAUGCUUGGGUCAAAGUUGAAC